CAGAGAGCCCGGGGACAGGCAGCACAUCACACGGGCCGUGGGGAGGGAGGCAGCGCGGGGAGAGCCGGGGAUGGAGGCUCAGGCUCCCUGUGCCCGGCUCCAGGAAUGUCCCGCUUCCCCUCGUGAUUGGCUGCGGGCUGGAGGAGUCAGUUUUCACGGGGGCCGAUCAAAAAGUUCCCUUUUGCUUUCCAAAGUCGCUGUGUGAGCGGAGCCGUCGGGAAGAGGAGGCCGGGCGCUCUGGCGUUCCUGGGGAAAGCUGCUCCGAGGAGAUGAGAGGGCUCCUCUCCCCGAGCACACAGGGCCAGCAAGAGGCUCCGAGGGGCCGCUCUGCUCCUUCCCUCGCCCGGGCCGGGCGGAGCGGCGCUCACUCCUGGCAUGCGGCUCAUCCCUCAGGAUACCAUGUCCCAGUACUCCACUAACUUCCUGCUGCUGCCCAUCCCGGAGUACCCCGUGGGGGACCUCGUGCCCAACAAGAUCAUCAAGCUGGUGGUGCUGGGCAGCAGCGUCGGCAAGACAGCCCUGGUCGUGCGUUUUCUCACGAAGAGAUUUAUUGGGGACUAUGAAGCCAACACUGGUGCUCUGUACUCCAGGAAGUUCACCAUCGACGGGGAGCAGAUCUCCCUGCAGGUGCAGGACACUCCCUUUGUCUCACUGGAGGACGACAGCGACAGCAUCUGCUGCCAGGAGCAGAUAAACCGCUCCAUCUACUGGGCCGACGGCUUCGUCUUCGUCUACUCCAUCACGGACUACGAGAGCUACCGCGUGCUGCGCCCGCUGCACCAGCACAUCCGCAGGAUCCACCCGCACGCCAACAUCCCCCUGCUGCUCGUGGCCAACAAGGGCGACCUCCUGCGUGCCAGGCAGGUGUCCUCCUCCGAGGGGCUGCAGCUGGCCGGGGAGCUGGGGGGCUCCUACCACGAGGUGUCGGCGCGGGAGAGCUGCGAGGCCGUGCACGAGGCCUUCCGGCAGCUGUGCCAGGAGCUCAGCAGGAUCAUCGGCAGCUGCAACGGAGAGAAGCGCCGCGGCCUCCACCUCGUCCGGCCCAAGUCCCCCAACAUGCAGGACCUGAAGAGGCGCUUGAAACAGGCCCUGAGCUCCAAAGGGAAGUCUGCCACCGCCCUCUGAGGGGCCACGGCGAAUGGUUUCCACAGAAAGGCAGCGAGCUGGAACAGUUCGCGUUGUGGGAGAGGCUCUUCGGCCUGGUCUUCACAACUUCACCAAAAAACCCAGGCUCGCUCUGCAAAGGAACCUGCAGAACUCACUGGGUCUGCAAAGGGACCUACAGAACUCACUGGCUGUGCAAAGGGACCUACAGAACUCACUGGUUGUGCAAAGGGACCUACAGAACUCACUGGCUGUGCAAAGGGACCUACAGAACUCACUGGCUGUGCAAAGGAACCUACAGAACUCACUGGGUCUGCAAAGGAACCUGCAGAACUCACUGGGUCUGCAAAGGAACUCACAGAACUCACUGGGUCUGUAAAGGAACCUGCAGAACUCACUGGGUCUGUAAAGGAACUCACAGAACUCACUGGGUGUGCAGAGGAACUCACAGAAUUUGCUCUUUGAGGCAAGAAUUUGCAAACUGUGAUUUUAAAAAAAAAGGUUUUGUCCCCAGUUAUUUCCAUUCUGAAAGGGGCACAGUCAAACGGUUUAGUCUUCAGAAGUGGAUUUCAUUAAUAAAAGUGAUUAAAUCCUGCUCUUAAGAGAUGUGCCUUCUCUUGGGGAUGGUGGUGUUGCCAAACACAGGCCAUGAACUGCAGCAGGACAUGAGGAGAGCGGCGUGAACUGGACUGAGCAAGCAAAAGGCACCAGAUUUGUUUGGUCACCAGAGUGGAAAAUAAAGGCAAAACGUCAAUGAAGAGUAUAAAUAGUGAAAAGUAGUAACUGAAAGUUUCUAAAUGGCAGUUUAUAAAGUGUUCUUAGAAACUUGGGGAGAGAUUUGUUCAAAUGCAAGCCUCAACCUUCAAAGGGAGCUUUUUUUUAAAUCACUAUUUUUCCGGAUUAUUUCCCUUUAAAAGCAUGUUGACUGUUUCUGAAAGUGAUUAUCUGGGCAAAACACAUCCUUGGAGCAGCAUUUUGCAGGCAGUUUCUCACACUUCUCAUUUUUCUGAAGGUUUCCUACGUGGCAGCAAGGGAGGGACAAACAGAUGGUUUAAAACCUGCCCCAAAAUGGACUGUAUUGAUCAAGAGCAAGGAGGUCACCCCAAACUACUGAACUUUUUGUUUUCCCCAAUCUGGUUAGACUUCAAGAUGCUGUUUUAAAGAAACAAGGCCCUCAAGUGAAGUAUGUGCAAAUCAUUAGGUUUGUUGGGUUUUUUUAAGGAAGAAAGGGUUUUAUGAUGCCUGACAUUUCUGGCUUGGUGAAUUCCUGAUUUUGUUGUUUUGCUGGAGACCAGAGCUCCCUGGAUCCCUCCCAGAGCACCCAGAUGAUGUGAACACACACUUCAGUGGCAGUGCCAGCAUUCCAAGGAUUUGAAGCUGUAUCCCAUGGGCUGCCCUGGUUUAUGGGACCAGCAGCAACAACAGGAACUUCCAUCAUCCUGCUUGUGGUGAGAGGGGCUUGGACCAGGUAAAAUUGCUGAUGGAACGACCCUGCCUUCAAACAGACCCACAGGAGCAACCCCCAGGACGUGGAGCUGGGUGAUUUACACUCAGGGACACAGAAGGGAAGCCCAGCUUUGCUGGGUGUACAGAAACACUCCCAGCUGCACUUUCAGCUGGAAAUGCUGAGCUAAAUCAACCUUCUACUCAUCCUGAGCAGCACAGCUGUAAAUUGAGUCUGAUGAGCAUUUGUGGAGCCCAGGGCUUGGAAAUGCAUUUUGUAUUUUUUUUGUGGCCCCACAUCAGACAACUCUGAUCACCUGGAUUGGCUUCAUCUACAGCUCACCUUCUGGUUUAUUUAUUGUUUCCUACAGCUGGCCCUUGAGUUCUUAGUAAUUUGAAAUUCUUUUAUUCCCACAGACGACCUGCACCUGUUUUUAAAUUCGGUUUCAAGCGGUGGUGGGAGAAGGAAAGGCAAGUUCCCCCAAAGGGGGUCUCGGGGGAUGUCAGGGGGUUUCUGCUUUGGGUGAUGGUUAAUGAGCAGUCUGAUGGUUGGGCAGUGUCAGUAAUCACCACGGGCACUUUGGAAUGGUAUUUAUGGCCCAGAGUGUCAAUGUUUUAAGUCACUGAUAGCACAGCUCAAAUAUUGAAUCUAAAGAUUCAAUAGGUCAAAUAUUGAACCCAAAGAUUCAACACCAUGAAACAGAGCAGUUUGCAGAGACACACAGGCUGAAGUGCCUUUCCAUUGGAAAAAUGAUCACCAGUUUUGAAUGGCAAUUAAGUAUUUUGCCAUCCCAGCACUGUGUAACAAGGCUAAAUGUGCUGAAGACAAUUUGCUGGUGUUUUUUUUUUUCAUCAAAGCCCAAGAGACUUUGGUGCUCCAGCCCAUGAGAGCUGUUUGCAGCUCACUCCUUCAGCUCUAACCCUUUCUUAUCUCGGAAGAAAGUUCAUCCAGUUUCAAACCUGUCAGUGUUUUACUUUCAUUAGUGAUUAAUAAAACCAUGCAGGGUAUUUCCUGAGUGGUGGAUAAAAUGGCUCCUGUAUGUCUCCCAUCUUUCAAUAUUCCUUGUUUACACUGGACUAGAAUAUAUUGGUUUCCCUUCUUACAGUCUCAGACACCCUGCUUUGGAAGCACACACAGAUAUUCCUUACAUAAGGAAGAAUCCCCACAUUCCCCUGGGGGAAAAAAACGCUACAUUUUAGCUAAAGCCAAAAAAUAUUGAAACACUUAAAGUCUCCUCUUAAAUACAAACAUGUGGCCAACAUUUCUUGUGCCACAGGAACGGCAGCGUUUCCUUUGUUGGACACAAAUCCUGGAGGGCUCUGCCAUUGCUUUGAAGCCAGGAUUUACCAUCUGCAGAGGGCAAUAAAGCUCAGAAUUUAUUUUGGGGGGCAGGACUUGAGCCCCAGAACAUCCCUGUGCCACUGGAGGCAGCAGGAAAAGCAGGGAGAAAAGAAUGCUGUGGAAUGAGGUGCCUAAAAAUAAUCAUGCAAGAGAUCAAAGUUUAGUCAUGUAGAACCUGCUCCUGAAUUAGAAACUUCAGGCUGCCAGGGAAAAACAUGGAUUCACUGAAGGUUUGGAUUAACCCUGCAGAGAGAGAAGGUACUUGACAUAAAAUCAAGAGAGGAAAGGGGAAUAAAGGUUUGAGAGUGUGGGGUGUUUUUCUGGAUAUCAAAGCAAGUUCUCUUCUCAGUCACAUCGAUUCAGUCCAGAUUAGUCCCACAGGCAGCAAGAGCUGGAGAACUCCUCUUUUUUCUUUUUUUUUUUUUUUUAAUUUUCUUCCUCCAUCCCUCAUCAUUCUCCUGAGCAUUUUAAACC
Messenger RNA from Myiozetetes cayanensis, 4363 nucleotides. Its product is annotated as ras-like protein family member 11A-like. Gene Ontology annotation, molecular function: GTP binding; GTPase activity. NCBI's taxonomy places the organism in Eukaryota, Metazoa, Chordata, Aves, Passeriformes, Tyrannidae. The record is from RefSeq and is a predicted model, not a curated record.